AUGAGCAGCAAUGAGUGCUUCAAGUGUGGACGGUCUGGCCACUGGGCCCGGGAGUGCCCCGCUGGCGGGGGCCGCGGUCCUGGGAUGAGAAGCCGUGGCAGAGGUGGUUUUACCUCGGAUAGAGGUUUCCAGUUUGUUUCCUCGUCUCUUCCAGACAUCUGUUACAGCUGUGGUGAGUCUGGUCACCUUGCCAAGGACUGUGACCUUCAGGGGGAUGCCUGCUAUAACUGCGGCCGAGGCGGCCACAUCGCCAAGGACUGCAAGGAGCCCAAGCGGGAGCGGGAGCAGUGCUGCUACAACUGCGGCAAGCCCGGCCACCUGGCCCGCGACUGCGACCACGCGGACGAGCAGAAGUGCUACUCCUGCGGCGAGUUCGGGCACAUCCAGAAAGACGGCACCAAAGGGAAGCGCUACCGGUGUGGCGAGACUGGUCACGUAGCCAUCAACUGCAGCAAGACGAGUGAAGUCAACUGUUACCGCUGUGGCGAGUCGGGGUACCUGGCACGGGAAUGCACGAUCGAGGCCACAGCUUAA
Rangifer tarandus platyrhynchus (Svalbard reindeer) is the source of this 534-nucleotide messenger RNA. The record is from the annotation of a GenBank genome assembly. Lineage: Eukaryota; Metazoa; Chordata; Mammalia; Artiodactyla; Cervidae.